UCACAGGCGCCCACACAUACUGGGAGCUGACAGAACUGCUCCCUUCAGUUUCAGUUAGGAUGCGAGAGAUGAAGAUGUUGAGAAAGACGAUGGGGAAGCCAACGAUUCUAAUGGUCUCCGCGGUGUUGCUUUUGAAUGUCGAGUUCAGCCUGGAGGUGUGGAGAUACAGAAAUAUCAUGGAUGAUGAACUUUUAUUCAUAACCAAAGCCUCUAUUCUUCUAGAGUAUGAGGGAUCCUCCUUCACAGAGUGGAGCUACCCAGAAUUCUGUGAAGUGGACAAUAAGAACUCUCCCAAAGCAGUCCUGACAUGCAGGAUUGCUGGAUACCAUAAGGUUAAACCAUUAGUCUCUGAAAAUGCUUUUGAGGAAGAGGAAAGGCACCUUCACAUCGGGGACUCCUUUUUUUGUUUUUCAUGGUAUGUAGCAAAGGCGCCAGACAGCAGCUCAGAAAAAGCAACACAAAUGCAGAUACUGAGAGUGUGGGUGAUGGAUCCCGAGAAUGCCGAUCCUGCUGAAAUCAAUCAGACAGCACUUUCCCCCUCAGUACAAUCUUCCUUCAUCAGUAAGCAGUUCUUCACCCUGGGGCAGGAUCCUAUAAUUAAAUGGUCUCCAACAAAGUCAGUCCAAGGGGAUUUUAACUUUGUAAAGGGGUACUGGGAAAUCCACCUCACAGACAACGAGGUGCAAAGUUUGCCGAACUUCUGGAUUGAGGGGAAGGCGGUGGGCUAUCAGAACUGCUUCAUCGCCUCCGGCUACCACACCUUCCACGACGUGGAACCCCUGCUGCCCCCUGGGGGCCGGGAGGUGCCCCUGCGCCUGCCUCGGGGCAGCCAGCUCUCGGUGGCCUGGGAGAGCUGCUCCCUGAGCACCGCGCUGCUCCUCUCGGACUUCGGCACCUUCAUCACCCACGACGCCUUCGGCACCCUGGCGGAGAUCCUGGUUGCCCCCCACCUGCUGGCUGCCCCUGCCGAGGGGCACUUCACCUUGACAGACGCGGUCAUCGUGGAGGGCAGCAUCCUCUUCCUCAUGGACGGCUCCGUGUACUGGAGGAGCUACGACAGGCUGCUGAGGAAGAGGGAGGAAGACCUGCCCAGCAGCGGAGUGCGGGGGCUGCAGUACAGGCCUACCUGCUGGCAGAGUUAUCCGCUUCGGGACAUAGAACUAAGCAUCAUCGCAGUGUGGACAGAAGACCAGUUGUAUCUGGGCAAAUCGACUUUUUACAAGAAGGCGGACCGAGCCCUCUUGGCCCAAAUCUUGCGCCUUCCCUCUUCCUGUAACGUCACCAUUCCCGCUGUAGCUUUUGGGUCCCGCCCUCCUGAGGUUGGCGUGCUGGUGGAGGCCUGUGGCGCGCACGACUCCUCUGAUGCCAGGCUGUUCCUCGUCCUCUACGACGAGGAGGCAGGCUCCUGGUUCCAGAGCGCCUUUCUGGCAAAGCUGAAGCCGGGCUCCCUGUCGCAAGGCCCCUUCCGCCUGAGGUUCGUCCAGUCCGCCCUGCCCUCCGUGCUGCUCUGGAACAAGGAGGCCCUCUAUUACAGCUCCCGAAACAACAGCGAGUACGGCCUCCUUCGCACCCCCCGCUCAGCAAACCUCACGGCGGAGUCUGGCGGCAGCAGCAUCCACCAAGUCAUGUUGGAUCUGUCCUGGAACGUGGUGGUGAAGAUGGAGAACAACGCCCUGUAUUUCUGCAAGGUGGGCAUGGACGAGCUGGUCAGGCUGCACAUGUGGGAGCGGCCCGGCACCAACAUGGCCCUCUACCUCGGGCCGAAGGGCCAGAUGAAAGUGCUGAGGCAGGUGGAGUCGGCCAUUGAGGUCCACAGGUACCCUCUCAGCAUGGAGGUGAAGAGCGCGGUGCUGGGCACAGCCCACACAUGCACCUACUUCACCUUCCAGCACAGCAUGGACAUCCCAGCCUAUUACCUGGACAUGGGGGAGCAGAUGGAGCUGUGGGCUCAGAUCGUCUACCCCGAAAACAUGGGUGUGAACAUACAGAUCUCCGGGCACAGGCUGGACCUGCUGCACGUAGCCACCCGAACACGCUUCGAGAUAGCCAGUCAAGUCUGCACAAAGAACACGACAAUUAAACUGUACCAUUGGCGGGACUACAGCAAAUCAGAGAACUACAGAGAAGAAGUAAGCCAAACAAGUGGCAUUGUCACUCUGGAGGUGGUGCCAAAUUUACCAGGCAACACCUGCAACCUGCCUUCCAACCGGAUAUCACACAUUAAAGUUGGCUGUCCUCCAAAAAGACACAUACGCAUCAGUAGGCCAUGGGGAACUCUUUGUGAAAAACUUGAUUUAAAAAACUACAGCAUUCCUGGAUCGGUGCUGAGCAAUCCACAGGAUCAGGAUCUCGUGGUUGACUAUGACUGGGAAUACCUUGGCUGUUUGUUCAGGAUCUACUAUGCAACCCCUUUUCUGCCAGGCAUAGACCUCUAUGACGGUGACACCUUUUUAAAAAGUGUUGAAGCCAACUUCAUAGUCUGGGAAGAAAAUGGCAGAACAGACUACUCCUUCAAUGCCUCCAUGGAGACGGUGGGCUGCCUUCGUGAGGCACAGACUUGGAGCUCCAUGCUGGCAGGAAACGGGAGUUUCUCAUCAAGCACACCAGGAGAAGCCUGGGGACCACAUAACUACAGGAGCUGUUUUGAGGUGACCCCUGGUGUGCUGGGGGAGCUCAGCCAGCCCUAUGAGAUCCUCAACAGAAGUGGCAACAACUUCAUCACCUGGUCUCAGGUGCAGAGUGGCAUCUAUGUGUUCAGCGUCAAGAUCCUGGAUCCAAACUUCAGUUUCUGCGACCUGCAAGCUGUAUUUGCUGUACAGACCUAUGGGGUUGUCACAAGCAAUUUUGGAGUAUUUACCGGAACUACAGCAAUGAUGGUCACAUUGAUUGUUACUGGGGUAUUGAUCUGCACCUACUUUCGAUACAUAAAAGUUUUUCGGGAAAUGUUAAAUAACCCAGUUGUAGACAAACAGUAAUGUUAAAUAUCCCACUUAACUGUGUGAAGGCAAACAGUGAUGAUUAGCUUGUCACUUGAAGGAAAUGGAUGGAUUGUUAUUCAUAAUAAAAAAAUGAACAUUUCUUCUUAUAUAGAGAUAACUUUGAAUGUACAAGAAAGGUUUUCACAAGUGACAUGAAUUUGUUACAGUUAAGUUGUACAUUUAAUAGUUCAAUAAAGUACUCUUUUCUCCAUUAA
Molecule: messenger RNA, 3193 nt
Organism: Lepisosteus oculatus (spotted gar)
Lineage: Eukaryota; Metazoa; Chordata; Actinopteri; Semionotiformes; Lepisosteidae
Gene: catspere
Product: catsper channel auxiliary subunit epsilon
Biological process (GO): flagellated sperm motility; sperm capacitation
Cellular component (GO): sperm principal piece; CatSper complex
Source: RefSeq, a predicted model, not a curated record